Messenger RNA from Bufo bufo (common toad), 1877 nucleotides. Its product is annotated as CD276 antigen-like. The coding region runs from base 31 to 1842 and encodes 603 amino acids. The record is from RefSeq and is a predicted model, not a curated record. Lineage: Eukaryota; Metazoa; Chordata; Amphibia; Anura; Bufonidae. The transcript is spliced from 7 exons.
UUGCUUUUGCAGGGAUUGACUUGGUGGCUCAUGGCGAGGAUCGUUGUCCUGGGUGUUCUGUGUGCAGUGACAGAAUGCUUGGAAGUGACAACGUCCACCAAACAGUCUCUGGUGCUGGUGGGAGAAGACCUAUUACUCCAUUGUUAUUUCACCUUCCUGGAACCUAUCAGAGCUGAAGAUGUCGCUGUAAAGUGGACGUUGAGGCACCUUGGUGUAGCGAGACCAGUGUACACGUUUGACGGAUUUAAUACCAAUUCCCUGCGACCAGAAAGCUUCAUGGAUCGUCGACUCCUGGAGACUGGCAAUGCCUCCUUAUACCUGCCCAACCUGACGCUGGAGGAUGAAGGCGAGUACACCUGUACUGUCCUAAUAUCUCCAGAGUUUGGAGAAGCUACUCUGGUCCUUAGACUUGCAGCACAGCCCUCCGUCACCCUGCUCCCACAGAACCCUCAAGUGACCACUGGGGAGAUGAAGACAUUUAUUUGUAAGCUCAGUCAUUUCUAUCCACAUGAUCUUGAUAUGAAAUGGAUAAUGAAGAAGGAGGAAAAAGAAAUUGUCCUGACAAAGGACAUCUGCACGGGUGUCCCUUUCCAGGGUGAGAAUGGAACCUUCAUGGCCGACAGUCAGGUGUCUAUUGUGUUUACUGAGGGAGAUGAUGGGAGUGUGAUCCUGUGUGAGGUCAGACACCAGUCACUGCCACAGCCGCUGAGGAGAGACACCACCAUUCACUUCACAGUUGUACAGGGCCCUGGCAAGGUGGCGCUCAUCAUCUGUUCACUGGUGAUGGGACUGGCGCUAAUAUUGGCAUCUGUGCUUUUAUACUGGAAAUUUCUGGCAUCAGUGCCUCCACGGGUGUCAGCGCUUAUUCUGCCAGAGCUGAACAUGGCAGGUGAGAGGAUGGUUGCCAUAUGUAACAUCAAUGGCUUCAGACCCAGAGCAGUGGACAUUUGCUGGUACAUUGAAAAGAGCAGUCAAGGGGCAGGAAGCGGUCAUUAUGAAGGUGAACGUCUGCUGCAGGCCACUGAUAUCACCAGCCUUGCCAAGCACCCAGUCAUCAAACAUGGCAGCGUGUUUAAUGCUACCUCCCAGCUGUCAUAUACCCCCUCAGUCCAGGAUGAUGGGGCAACCCUAGUAUGUGAGGUGCGGCACAAGGCACUGGGCGCUGUAACCAGACAGGAGAGCCAGAUAAAUGUAGCAGCGCGCCCGAAGAAAAGUUACAUAACCAGCUGGCCGCAGGAUCCUCAGAGAGGGGACAAACUGACCCUCAGCUGUAUUGUGGAACGUUUCUAUCCAAAGCCAAUAGCAGUAACGUGGUUGAGGAACGGCCAAGUGCAGAGCGGUGUCACACAGUUCGGCCCAUUCCCCUGUGAAAAUGAGUAUUACAGCAUAUGGAGCCAGACAGAACUGACCCUGACUGAGGAGGAGGACGGGUUGAUGUAUACCUGUCAGAUCAGUCACCUCAGCCUGCGGCGCAUUGAGGAGCUGUCCUACGAAAUCAAUGCACAAGGAACACCACCCGAGGUACAGUUUAUCACCGCUGAACCUGUGACACCUGUUAUUGGACAAGAAAUGGUCCUCAGCUGCAGCAUUAGUAACUUCUUUCCCAGGGAUAUAACAGUGGACUGGUCUAAAGAUGGUGUCCGACUAGACACAGACGUCUGUCAUUCUCUGCAUAUUACGACCACCAAUGGCGUCCACUCAAUGUGGAGCUUCUUGAAGUAUACACCUGCAGCUGAGGAUGAUAGGAGUGUCUUCACAUGUUCAGUGCAACAUGCAGCCCUGAAGAACCACGAGGAACGGACUUACACCCUGAACAUCCCAACAGAGAAUAAAUUUAUGUAGAUACAUCAUUUUUCUUUUCAUUUUAGGCAACCUUU